Molecule: messenger RNA, 6141 nt
Organism: Kalmanozyma brasiliensis GHG001
Lineage: Eukaryota; Fungi; Basidiomycota; Ustilaginomycetes; Ustilaginales
Product: Zinc finger, RING-type
Exons: 1
Coding region: 1-6141 (2046 amino acids)
Source: RefSeq, a predicted model, not a curated record
AUGCCACCGACACCACGAAGGUCCGAUCGCGCACCAGCGGCUGGUCCCGCCAAUCGGUCCCGCAUGUACAAUCUCGCAGGUCAUGCUCACUCGUCUGGAUCGUUGCUGCCUAGAUCCACCGAUGUCCAUGCUGCCUCCACCUCGACCGCCAGCCCAUCAGCUGCUGGAAUGAGCGGAGGCGUCGACGCCGCAGAUGCACCCUAUCUCACCAAUCUUGAAGCUCACUUCGGUCGGGUCACCCUCACCGCACCCGACAACCUGCUGCGGAAGCAGGCAAAGGAGAGGAAGCAAAAGAUACGCCAGCGCAAGGCGCAGAAUGCGCAGGCAGCAGCGGCUGCUUUGGCAGGCGCGACGCAGACUACAUUGACAUCGAGCGCUGGUCGCAACGCCAUGGCGUCAUCCUCGAAUCUUCUCGACUCCACUCGCCGUUAUCAGACCACCCUCGGUGAGCAGCCGGUUAGCACAGGCUUACUUCUCCCACCUCCAGAUCAGCACAUGGGCAUGCGAAGGGCAUACAGUGGAGGUCAUACGCCAACCUUGGCAUCAACAGUGAACGCUCAUCCAGCCCCAUCUUCGACCACGCAAACGGUAGUCGCAAGGACACGAAGGAGGCGGCCUUCUUCCGCCGCGAGAGAUGACGCCAGCAGACCGGCUUCCAGAGCUAGCGGGAUCAGCCGUCCCGACAGCGACGAGGCUGAGCUUGAUCAGCCCCUCGCAUCGACGUCUGCCGCAGCACAACGGCUGACGGACGACUCCACUUCUCGCUCACGCACUGAGAGUGCACCUGCUACCCAACGGCGCUCUCAUAACGCUUUCGACACAAGCAGGAGUGCUGCGGAACCCGAGAACACAGCGCCAAUGGCUGUCGUUCCGUCAGAACCAACCGCACCAACAUCAAUGCACCGCCAAAACGUCUGGAACGACAUCACAGAAGCGGAUCCAGACGAUCUGCCACCGCCUUUCCCAGUUGGCGCUCCACGACCUCCGACGCCUCCACUUCCACCCACUCAUUCCGAAGCAGCAAACGAUGCACAGUUGAUUGGCCCACAACCUCAUGCCCGUAUACCCGACAGUCCACCACCAGCUUUCGUCAGCGAUGACGAAGAUGAAGUUGUGUCCUUGAUCAGCGAACAGUCUUCUCGAGCGCAGUCACCAGCACCACCACCCACCGACCAGCCACAGCCAGAGUCGGUCGCAGAACAGGGUCCAAACGGUAGUCGUCGUAUCAGUCGCGCGUCGAGCUCGAGUUCAGCAUCCGCUAGCGACGAUGAGAGCAUCGAGCUCACUCAGGAGCGUCGGGCUUGGGAGGCAGACAUUCAGAACGGGCUGAGCUUCGAGGUCAGGCUCCUGCGUGAGCAGCAGCGGCGUGUAGCCCGGGAACGAGCUGUGGCUCUUCGCGCUGCUGAACGGGACCAAGAAGUUGCUGCCCAAGCAGCAGCAACAGAGAUCGAGGAGGAAUCUACGGCUGCAGAGCCUGCACCGAGAGGUGUCCAAGCUCCGACGCAGUCCUCAACAGCUCCAGUGGAGGCAGAAAGCGCGCCAACAGUCGAGACGCUGCCCGUCUCCUCGGCAGAAGCGCUACAAUCCGACAGAACAACCACAGAUGCAGUUUUGCCCUCGAUCACCGAUCGCGCCCAUGCCCUCGACCCGGCACCGACCGUUCCCAUCAUCGAAGCGAGCCAGAUCCGAGAGGCAGAAGUCACCCCGCAGGUCGAAGUCGCCACUUCCCAACCGACCGUGUCGGCAUCCACCGAUCAGGCCGUUGCUUCGGUGCAACCAUCAGAGGCAGGCAAUUUUGGCUCCAUCGCCGUUGUACCGACGCUCGCAUCCACACCACAGACAGCAUCUGCGACCGCGAUCAAUCGCGCAACUGACACGGCUGGUAGACUCAUGCUCGCCAACGAGACCCGUCUCGGCCUUCCAGCUGUAUCAGCAUCUUCGAGACCAAGCUCAGGUUUCAAAGCCGGCACGAGCACCGCAACCUCGAUCUCGCAGCCGUCCACAUCGAUCCCACUUCAAGUCUCCGCUCACAAACCGCCAGACCCACUCAAAGCUCCCCAGAGUAGUAGCGCGCGAGCGUCUGUGAGCGCACGGCCUGUUCGCCCUCCGAGCCAGGCUUUCGCUCGUCAGCCAAGCCGUCCACAUUUCCCUCCCAAUCGACGUCCAGAGGAUACACUGUACGUAAUUUCUGCGCCUCCUGCCGCUGCACCCGGCAGCCCAUCGAACGAUGACGAAGCAGCGUCCAGGGAGCCCAACGGUGCGCUUGCUGACGCUGCUUCGAACGGACAAGCGGUCUCGGAUGAUGAUGACGAGGGCGCCGAGUCCGAUUCUUCGAUCGAGCAAUGGCUGGCAGAAUCUGCUGCCUUCGAUGCCUUGCGCAAGAGGGAGGAGGAAGCAGCGGCGAGACUACAAGCCUUGCAAGAGCCGCCAUUCUCUGACAGCGAUGCGGAAGAUGACGCCAUCAUGCCAGGCGCAUUCGAUCCCCGACCUUCCCCACGCGUCAGGCAAGCGAGUGGCGCCCGCAAGGUGCCGGACCCUGCCAGGCUUGUCUUGAUGGAUCGCGAGCUUCCAAAGGCGCCUCCUCCGCUUGUGUUGGGCCGUUCGCGUGGAGGUGCCGCCUACUCUGAUUCGUCCUCAGAGUCGACAGACACUGAUGAUGCCCUCGACCAAUAUUCGUCCAGCGACGAGGAUGAUGAGCAGCAUCGCGCCUUCCACGACGCUCGCGCACUUCAAGCUGCAGCGAACGAUCCAUUCGUCAAUGCGCACAAAUCGGUCCAUGCUCGCAAUACCUCAUCAGCGCCCAACCUGGCUAUUCUUGACACAGCGGAGGAAGACCUCGCCAAGGUUCGACCUGCGGAAGGCACAGUUGCGCCUCAGCUGGAGGUGCGGCAACAACUGGUACGCAAGGCCAAUAUCGAUCUGGUCAGCGCGAGUACGGGCAAAUUGCAUGAGGCCCCCACUCAGGGCCCGACUCGAAGAUUAAGUCAGAAAGCGAAAGGCAAGCUACCUGCUCGUGUUGCCGAGCCAGACAGUGCUACUCAGCCAGCCCAACGUGCAGGUGACUUUGAAGAAGAUACAUCUAGCAGUCGCGACCUCGACUCGUCGGACGUCGAGGAGACGGCCGCCCCUACUAAGCAUGUCUCAGCUUCAAUUCAAUCCUCAACUCAGCUUGGCAGAAGCAACAGCUCGGGUCAUCGAGAUAGCUCUUCCUCUCACGUCCGACCGGGGUCGUCUCUGCCUCGUCCAGUGGAGCAAGCGCAGGCCGGUGCCAGGCGUUCCUCGCUUGAUCCGCUUCUCCAACCCUUGGGCCCCUCUUCGCUCAACCCGCUUUUCCAGCCUUUGGCGUAUGGCGAUUCCGGACGGACCGAACUCAGGGACCGCAUCAAGGGGCUAUUUGGUCAGCCGCUCGUUGACGGCCCUGCGAGUCAGCCUUCUGCUAGGCUGUCAGCGAACGUUUCUGUUCCAUCGACGCCUGCGACGCAGACUUCAUCCACUCCAACGCAGCCCACACAAUUCAUGAGCGAUGCUCGCCGCGUGUCCAAUAACAGCCGGCAGCUGGCGAAGCCACCAACUGCGAUGGAGACACGCCGCAACACCGCCUCUGUGGACACGACGCACGAAGAGUUGCCUUCGCUCACCGCUGCAACGAAGCGAGACGAUUCAACGUCAAUCGCUCCUUCGCGAGGACCGAGUCAAAGCGCUCAGCCGGAUGUGAGGAGUAGGCCAAUCGGGGGCAAAGGCGCCACCUCUGAAGCUAACCAUAGCAGAUCUGCCGCGUCCGCUCUGCCCGAGCAGCGAGCUCGUGAUGAGGCACUUCUUCAGAUCGCGCAGCUGGCGGCUUCGACUCAGUCCAAGCAAGAUUCUCUCGCUGCGCUUGAGCGGCUUCUCGCGAGAACAGCUCGACCAGUCUCCAUGAUGCCGCCUAGCACUGUGACGCGUGCCGAGCUCGGUGGGCAUUUGCAGCCGAAGUCAGGGGUUGCCGCCGCACAGGAAGGCAACGACGCAGUCUCUGCUGCGAACGAAACAUCAUCCGCUCGAGCUGCGGCUCUCGCGAGCAAUCGCCUCUCCCGCCAGGGUGCUAUCGUGCGUAAUCGUGGUCCGCUACCGGAUCCACCAUCUGCUCUGGCUAGAGCCACGUCCAGCGCAAGCCGUCCCGUCUCGUUCGUCAAUCCACGAUCAUCCGCUGCGCCAAUGCCGCGAGGACGUCUGCCACCGAUCACGGAUGCGACCCGUCAUUUCCCGCCUUCCGCAUCAAACACAGGUCCCGGUGUUGCGCCAUCGUGGCUCUCGUACAUUCCAUCCGAGGAACGAGAGAGGCUCCCGGCACCAUUGGAACCUCAAAGGGUCAAUUCUCUGGCCGCUUCCAGAGCGCCUGGGAGCAGAGUAUCGGCCAUGAUCUCGCGAUUCGAAGCUCCGACUUCAUCGGACGACGAUCAGCGGGCCACGCAAGCGCCAAGCUCGCCUCCUAAACAGAGCGGACCUCUGGCCGGCAUACGCGAGUCUGGUGAUGCCGACCAUGUUAUCUUCAAUCACAGCACAGACCGUGUCGAAGUUUCUAGAUCAGCCAGCGAAGAAGAGAAGGCGGAGCGGGCUGUCUUCCGGCGCUUCUCGCGUGUCGAUGGUCCCGUCUCGCCGGAGCAAUUGAACGCCACGCAAAGGCGACGACCACCCCCGCCCCCGACGUUGCCAGCAAGGCGUCCUAGUAGCAACCUUCCCCAACAUGCGGAUCCGUCAGAGCGCCCGGCCAGCACCGCAGACGAUCUGACGCAGUCAUCCUCCAUGGAUGCGCUUGCUAGACAGAUCGAAGAGGCAGCAGCUGGGUGGUCCGCGGCUUCCCUUCAUGACCACAGUCCCGGGAUGCAGCAACGGCCAACGUCAUCUGGAAGCCGCCUAACAGUGCCAACCCUGGUUUCCACCUCAGCUUCCGCUGGCUCAGAUGUGCCCCUUCGCUCACCUCGCACUCAGGCGAUGCACACUCUCACGAGACGAGAGCACGAUGCCGGCACCACCACUCCGCCUAAUUUGCCGCCCAAGUCGCCGCUGAUGACGCCCGAGCAGAUCUUGGCUUCUGGAAGCCGAAGCAGUCUGUCAGCGUCGAUUGCAGCAGCGCAAGCAGCAGCAUUCGCUCGUCGCGAUGGUCGUGGAUCUCGCUCGCACUCGGCUUCGUCCAGCAUGGACACGACAUAUCGCGGGGCCACCGUGACGUCGCCAGAUCGUCAACUAGCAGGCAGGAAAGGAAGCAGAGAUGGCGCGGCGACGUCCCCGCUAGCGUCGCGACCUCUACCGACGCUGCCUGCUGCUCUGAGAACCAGCUCGAGUCACGGACUUGGGAUCAGCGCUGAGAGCGAGACACGAGAUGCCGUGGGUGCGAGUCACGGAGAGCUUCCUAUGCCUCCUCCGCUGCCAGUUCGGCCGCGAUACAGGGACUGGGGCAAUCUUGGCAACGGAGCCGAGACGGCGAGCGCGCAAGAGCCGCUACCACCGUCACCAGCAAGGCAACCACCCAGCCUGCACAGGUCAGGAAGCGGGAUGUCAUCGAGAACGACUUCCGCACGCGAUGAGAAUGGUCGUCAACAGCGAGCCGCUCCAGAAUCACUGCCCUCGAAUGGCAAUGCUUCACCAGCACCGGAAGCAAGCAUCAGUCUACGCAGCUCACCCAGUCCUGCGGCAACGCCCAGCACAGCCCCUAUCAACCUCCCUCAGCUUCCCGCAGAACCGUCGUCCUCGUUGUCGGGGGCAGCCCCAUCCGCGCCUCGCCGAGAAGCAUCCCUGGGCCUGACAGACUUCGACCUGCUCGUGGCCCAACUCGAGCGGGAUGGCUCGCACUUUGAAUCCCUCUCUGCGAUCGGCGAGUUCCUCGGCCCUGCCAAACCCACCGCCGCGACGCCCGCCCAGCUCGCCUCCCUGUCCGUCGGCCUCAUCGAGUGCGACUCGCGCCGAGUGACAAAAGAGGGCAAGAUCAAGCAGAAGCUCAGCUGCGUCGGCGUUCGUGUGGACAAGUGCGCCAUCUGCAUGGCUCAGUUCAAGGAGAGCCAGAGAGCUGUGCUGCUGCCGUGUGGGCAUAUUUUUCACGAAGAGUGCGCGGUGAGGUUGCUCAAGCGGAUCACUACUUGCCCGACCUGCCGUGCUCCAGCAGUAUGA